AUACUGGAAGCUGGAUCCCAACAAAGUCUAUUCCUGUGGUCCCAAUGCUUGGGAUACAGCAGUACACGAUGCCUCUGAGGAAUAUAAGCACCGAAUGCAUAACCUCUGUUGUGACAAUUGCCAUUCUCAUGUAGCUCUAGCCUUAAAUCUCAUGCGAUACGACAACAGUACGUCCUGGAAUAUGAUCAAACUUUGUUUUCUCUCCUUGCUGUAUGGGAAGUAUGUCAGCAUAGGAGGCUUUGUGAAGACUUGGCUUCCCUUCUUCCUCCUUUUGGGGAUUAUCCUGAUAGUCAUCUUGACUCUUCACUUGCGGUGAUGGAUGACAUUGGUGUGUCCGUCUGUCCGCCCACCCAACCCAUCCUCCCCUUGUCCCCUUUGAAGUCAAGUGUUGGAAUCCCUGGCUUUUCAGCCCAAGGAAGAGAUGGAGAGCUGCAUGAUGUGGAAGCCCUCCCCCCCGCAAAAAAAGGAAAAAAAAGAACUCCAUUUGUAUUUCGUAAUAACAACUCUGCUGUUAUCCCCUGGGAUUCUUUGUUUGGAUGAGGAUGGUUUCUUUCCACCUACUUGACUUGGAACAUUUUGGGAUUGGGAAAGGAGGGAGACUCUUCAAUUGUGCUUCUCACCAAAACUCCUUUUUUGACCAAAAGGUUCCCAUGUGGAAAUCCCAAAUUGGGUUUGGGUCGAAAGGAGAAUGAAGGGAGGAGGGUGUCAUUAACCUUGGGUGAGGUGUCUAAGGAGGGGGCAACUUUCUCUGACCUGCCCCAGAGGGUGAUCCGUGGGCGCUAAAUGGAAGGUGGCCCUUCUGCGGUCACCACCCUGGGAUGGGGUAAUAUUUGCUUGCACUGAAUGAUGGGAUUUCCAGUGAUUAAUGGUGGCCUCAAAACGCAAGAACGGUCUAUGCAGAGCUUUGUGUGAGGGGAGGUUAAUUUUAAGUUCCUUCUGGUGCAGGUGGGUGUUCAACUAAGGGUGGAUCUUGUUUUCCUCUUGCCCACUGCGCAGAGAGUCUGUCUCUUUGUAUGUGUCUUAAGUCUAGUCUCAUAGGAACCAGCAUUCGAAAGGCAGUUGAUCUCAAGGGAUCUUCGUUACCUUCUUGUCAGCUUAAAACUGCCCCUUGUCACAGACCCGCUGAAGAAUGUAAGCUGCUCUCUUUGAGGAGCUGUUCUGGAGAAUUCUGGUAAGACUUCCUCAUUCUCUUAUUAUAGAAUUAUAUAAUAGAAUUAUUUCCAAAGCCUUUGCUUUACCGGGGUUCUUCAUACAUUAUACUGUGCCUUGGAAGUCACUGGAAACGUAAACCCGCAGCCAUUAAAAUGCUUCAUCACCCAUAGCGAGGGGUGGAUCCUAGAAGCCAUACCAGCGUCAUGUCUGCUGUUAGGAAACAUGAAUCAUUCCUUUAGGGCUCAGCUUUUUCCCUGCUGUGGCCAGGUAUCAAAAGAGCAAUACAGUAUAUCACAGAAGUGAAUAAACCCCUCCACAUUUUGUAAAUA
Messenger RNA from Thamnophis sirtalis, 1481 nucleotides. NCBI's taxonomy places the organism in Eukaryota, Metazoa, Chordata, Lepidosauria, Squamata, Natricidae. The record is from RefSeq and is a predicted model, not a curated record.